AUGAAUGUCCAUGUCUCAGAUCUGAUCAAAUAUGACACCCCGUACCUCGGUCCCAAGAUUCAACUCAUGCUGUCCCAAUUGGAGUUCAAGUUGAGUGUGGAAAUGCAAUAUAAAGCCGGUAUCGAAAAGAUGGUUCGUUUGUACCAGGACGAGGGCGACCGGAAGAGUCGCGCCGAUGCAGAGGGCCGUCGCAUCGAGAGCAACCAGAAGAUUCAGCUUUUGAAGCAAGCCCUGAAGCGAUAUGAGGAUCUCCAUGUCGACAUUGAGUCUGGGGAUGCACCAGAUGAUGAGAGUCUGAGUGCUCCAAACAUGCGCAAGCCGCUGACUGGUCUAUUGACCAUGCGAAUCCAUGCGGUCAAAGAUGUUGAUCAUGCCGCCAGUUCACGAUUUUCUCGAGGCCCGGAGACAUUUGUCAUUGUGAAAGUCGAAGACGCAAUCAAAGCGAGAACCAAGGCUACUCGAAACGAUAGAUUCCUGGACGAGAGCUUCUCCAUGGACAUCGACAAGGCGAACGAGAUCGAAUUGACGGUUUACGACAAGUCCGGAGAUCGCCCCACUCCCAUCGGUAUGUUGUGGGUGCGUAUUUCUGAUAUCGCAGAAGAGAUGCGCCGAAAGAAGAUUGAAACGGAGCUCAAUGCGUCCGGGUGGGUAUCCGCAGACAAAAUGGCCGAUGGUGGUUCUCCUCGACAUGACCACGGCGGUUCUCCCAUGGGCUCUUCACAUGGCCCUAGUCCUGGAGGACGACCCGGCACUGCCGGACAGGGUGGUCACCAUGGCGGCGGUAGCUCUAAUGUUCCCCCAACUGUCAUGAUCGAUUCAUGGUUUGCUCUUGAGCCAGUUGGUCGGGUUCACCUUCAAAUGAGCUUCGCCAAACAAUUGAAGGAUCGUCGUCCCUUCGACAUUGGUCUCAACCGUCAAGGUGCCGUGCGUCAAAAGAAGGAAGAGGUGCACGAGAAGCAGGGUCACAAGUUCGUCACUCAGCAAUUCUACAACAUCAUGCGCUGUGCGCUGUGUGGAGAAUUUCUCAAGUAUGCCGCAGGCAUGCAGUGUGCGGACUGCAAGUACACCUGCCAUCGCAAGUGCUACUCCAAGGUUGUCACCAAGUGUAUCAGCAAGGCCAACUACGAAACCGACCCGGACGAGGAGAAGAUCAACCACCGCAUUCCUCACCGUUUCGAAGGAUUCUCCAAUAUCUCCGCGAACUGGUGUUGUCACUGUGGCUAUCUCCUUCCUUUUGGACGCAAAAAUGCCAAGCGCUGCUCUGAGUGUAGUCUUACGUGCCACGCUCAAUGCACUCACCUUGUGCCCGAUUUCUGUGGAAUGACGAUGGAAGCGGCGAACCAAAUUCUUGAGACAUUGAUUCGCACCAAGAAUCACAACAAGUCUGCCUCUGUUAGUUCCGGCCUCAGCAACCGUACCCUUCGACCAAACGGUCCCCCGCAGCCCCCCCAAGACAAUGCUGCCCUCUCCUACCCCCAGAAGCCGAUGCAAGGACCCUACGGGGCUAUUCCCAGACAACCCUCUGCAGAAGCGGUAAGCGCAGCCACUAACUCCUUCAUGACCCCACAGUCACCAACAGCUGCUGCACAGGCACAACGCCAACAGAUGGCACCGAAAUCGCCCACUGCACCAUCCGCUGCAGCUGCCGCUGCCGCUGCCGCUACUGGCCUACGCAGUCCCCAGCAAACACCUAUUCUAAUCUUAGCCGAAAUGAGCCGUCCCAUGCCGCCACCACAGGCUCCUCAACAGCCCCAACACGCCCAUUAUGACCCAUCCGCCUAUGCCACCUAUGCCAACUUCCCGCAGCAACCUCCCCAGCCACAAGCUGUGCAGCAGGCGCAGCCACCUUACCAGAUGGCGCCGCCAACUCAGCCGAUGCAGCCUGUGCCUCAGCAACAAGUUGCACCUCCUGCCAAGGACGAGGUUGCCGCGCAGUCAAAGUCGCGUAUUGGAUUGGAUCACUUCAACUUCCUCGCUGUUCUUGGAAAGGGUAAUUUCGGAAAAGUCAUGUUGGCUGAGACCAAGAGUUCUCGCAAGUUGUACGCCAUCAAGGUAUUGAAGAAGGAGUUUAUCAUCGAGAACGAUGAAGUAGAGAGCACCAAGUCUGAGAAGCGUGUGUUCUUGAUUGCCAACAAGGAGCGUCACCCAUUCCUUCUGAACUUGCACGCUUGUUUCCAGACUGAAACUCGUGUCUAUUUCGUUAUGGAGUAUAUCAGUGGUGGUGAUCUUAUGCUGCACAUUCAGCGUGGUCAAUUCGGUCUCAAGCGAGCACAAUUCUAUGCCGCCGAAGUCUGCCUGGCGCUCAAGUACUUCCACGAGAAUGGUGUCAUCUACCGUGACUUGAAGCUCGACAAUAUUAUGCUGACCCUGGAUGGGCACAUCAAAGUCGCCGAUUAUGGUCUUUGCAAAGAAAACAUGUGGUAUGGUAGCACAACCAGUACCUUCUGUGGUACUCCUGAAUUUAUGGGUCCGGAAAUUCUGCUGGACAAGAAGUAUGGCCGGGCUGUGGAUUGGUGGGCAUUCGGUGUCCUCAUUUACCAGAUGCUUUUGCAGCAAUCUCCGUUCCGUGGUGAGGAUGAAGACGAGAUUUACGAUGCCAUUCUUGCCGAUGAGCCUCUUUACCCCAUUCACAUGCCCCGCGACUCGGUGUCGAUUCUUCAAAAGCUGUUGACUCGUGAGCCUGAGCUGCGUCUGGGUUCCGGUCCCACUGAUGCCCAGGAGGUCAUGUCCCACGCCUUCUUCCGCAACAUCAACUGGGAAGACAUCUACCACAAGCGGGUCCCUCCACCUUUCGUCCCCACAAUCAGCAGCCCCACCGAUACCAGCAACUUCGAUCAAGAAUUCACCAGCGUAACCCCAGUCUUAACGCCUGUACAAUCAGUGCUUUCACAAGCCAUGCAGGAAGAAUUCCGUGGCUUCUCCUACACUGCUGACUUCGCUUGA
Molecule: messenger RNA, 2943 nt
Organism: Penicillium soppii
Lineage: Eukaryota; Fungi; Ascomycota; Eurotiomycetes; Eurotiales; Aspergillaceae
Gene: pkcA
Product: protein kinase c
Exons: 8
Coding region: 1-2943 (980 amino acids)
Biological process (GO): protein phosphorylation; fungal-type cell wall biogenesis; signal transduction
Molecular function (GO): diacylglycerol-dependent serine/threonine kinase activity; ATP binding
Source: RefSeq, a predicted model, not a curated record